Molecule: messenger RNA, 3294 nt
Organism: Onychostoma macrolepis
Lineage: Eukaryota; Metazoa; Chordata; Actinopteri; Cypriniformes; Cyprinidae
Gene: firrm
Product: fignl1 interacting regulator of recombination and mitosis
Exons: 25
Coding region: 384-3119 (911 amino acids)
Source: RefSeq, a predicted model, not a curated record
ACGGCGCGAAGUUGGCACUUGGGAGCGAUACCAAUUUCACUUUUAUAGGGGGAUUCGUAAGCGCUGUACUGUUAUUGACGUACACUUGUAAAACGAAUGCAAACUUAAUGAGGAAAUUUUUAUAUUGUGUAGCGUUAAAUAGGUACACAUUUCGCUUAGGACAGUCAUCCAACAGGUUUUGUUUUCUUAAAGAAACCCCAUGCAGUGCUGACGAAUGAAAUCGCCCAGAAGAAGGAAAUGUGGAGAUCUCAAACAGAAGAUCAAAAUAUGUAUACAGGAUCUCAUUAUUGUUCAUAAUUAUCACAAGAACGCGUUUAUUAAUCGUUAUUGUUCCCCUCUGAGUGAGUCGUGCAGGUGUGUUUUGAAAAAAAAACGUGACCACAAUGUCUCAAGUGACCCUUUUGGAAGAGGUCUCUCAGUGGAACCAGGAGACCUGUCAACAAGAGCUCAAAACGGUCCUGCCCAAACUAGUUGCCAUGCAUCAUGACACUGACAGCUGGGAAGAGCACACAAAUAUUCUUCAAAUAAUCACAAGCAGGUUCCUCCCUCAUCUUUCUUUACCUGAAUUAGAGACGGGGUGUUUCUCCACUGUCUUGCCCAAGGUGGUAAAAGUGUUUGCCAGUCUUCUGGAAGAAAUCAGCAAGCAAAUUGGAGGCCUCUCUAGUCAGAACACAGAGCUGCAUGUGUUUUUGAGAAAUAUUUUGAAGCUGAUGGUCCAGACACUGGAGUCUCUCUCUGGCUGUGUGCGUCGUGUCUGUUCCUUUGAAGAGUCUGUCUCAUUUGAUGCCAUUCGCUCUCUGCCCUCUUGCAUUCUCAGUGUCCUAAAGGACACCUUCCAGCACUGCAAGGACAGUGAGGUCAUGUACAGUGGAAGGCUGUCAUUGGUGGGCGAUCUGCUUCAGAGCCUGUUUAAAGAGGCCUAUUCCUUGCAGAAGGGCUUGAUGGAACUGUUGGACAAAAUUAACUUGGAGGACACUGCUUCUGAAGAGGAAGUGUCGGAUAUUAUCACAGUGAUUCACAGUCUGCUGGACAUAUGCUCAAUCAUAUCCAGAUUGGACAUUGCGCUACAUGCAAACACAUGGAAAUUUAUCAUAAAACAGAGUGUGAAAUAUCAGUCUCUUGUAGAAGAUCGGCUUCGACACACUGACAUAGCCUUAUCGUUGUGUGAAGACCUAUAUACAUCUGUCCAGAACUGUCUUGAGCUAGCUCAACAGAUCCAACAGGCAGGCCUACAGGAAGUUGUGCACUGUCCAGAAUACAAGCUUUUCCAAAAAGCAACAAAGAUGUGUAGGUUUUUUGCCAACACAUUAUUCCACUACACAAAGGAAUUUAAAGCAUUUCUUGCCAAGUCAUGCUGUCGAUUUCACCAGUUGUAUCUCCAAAUCCACAGCAAGUUCCCUCCCUCUGUGUGUGCCCCGUCUGUGCCCUCUGCCCUCAGUGAGGAGUUGAGAGUGGCGGUUCUGGUUCCCAUGGAUGCCAUGCUGACACAGCUGCUCUCCUUCCGACCCUUUGCAGAAUCUGUCCUGGAACCAGUUCACCAGUGCAGUACAGAGCUUUGUCUACCACAGUGUCUGCUACUGGUGAAUGUUCUGGGUAAACUCUCCUCCCAGCCAGAGGAGGUGCUGCGGCUGUGGAGUGAUGGCAGCCAGUUUUCGGAGGAAAAUCCCAGAUGGUCUGUGUUUGAGGCAGUGUUGCAGAGUUUUCGGCGGUGUAUGUUGGAGCGUGCCGUGCCGGUGUGGUUGCCGGGGGUAAUGCUGCGAGGGCAGGCUCAGGGUAGAGUCAGUCUGCACCAGCAUGUGUGCGCGCAUAUGUGUGCUUGUGUGGCUGCUCUGCCUGCUCAGCACUUCGCUCCAUUGGAGCGGUCAUUAUUAGCCACUGUAUUGCAGGCAGAAACGCAGACGGCUGUUUUGGCCACAGAUGUCUGGUGCUUCCUGGCACGGUAUGGCACAGCCGAGUUGUGUUUUCAUCAUGUUCUCCUUAUUGCUCACCUGAUAAGGUCAUGUCCUGGAGAGGGUUAUCAGCUGUUUCACUUGGCCCUGCUGCUUAGACGUUUGCUAUUUCUCAUGACACCAAAACACCAGGUGGAGUUUGUGGAGCAUUUCCCUCCUGCUCAGGAGGAGAACCUGUGUGUGUGGCGCCACACUCUGCUGAGGUGUCUGUGCACAGAGGCACAUAUGCGGGUGGAGAAAGAGGUGCUUUCUGGGGCUUCUGUUGUGCUGCAGGAAUGGCAGAAUAACAGCUACAGGAUGGGAGAUAUACCGAAACUUAACCGUAUACUAGGCUGUGUGCUGAUGUUGAUGGGAGGAAGCAACCUGCAGCCUGAGUGUGUGAUAACUUCUGUGAAGAUCAUCUCUCAGCUGUGGAGUCGCAUGAGUAGCAACCAGGUGCAGGUUCAUCCUCCUCUCCAGUGCACUGUAAAGUUACUCCUGUCAAUAUCAGCUGUUCUGAUCAAAAGUAUAGAGCCACAUGUCAUUGUUCAGGCUGUUUCCUGUUUGAGUGGGUUGACUAGCCAGAAAUGCCCUGAUGACCUUCUUUUAGCUGCUUUGGAGUUCCUUGCUUCCAUGGGAAGAGUGUUUAUUUCUCCAAAUAUUCAGUGCCAAGUUUUGCCAAGAAUCAGUGGUUUGUUUAAUGGUCUCCUGACUCACCCAUCCUGGCUGAUCCUCCAUCAUGUCCUGGAGGCCUUUGGCCUCUUUGCAGAGAUAACCAACCAUGAGGAAGUGAUUUCUCAGACAUUGACAUCAGAGGAGAUCAAAACCAAAGUGUUAAACUUCCUCAGUAAGACCGUCUCACACCAGGAGUCUGAGGAAGCAAGACUAGAGCGUCUGAAGGAGUGGAGGAGUAUAAUAGAGAAACACAUUGAGCAAAUGGAGCGUGAGACCAGCUCACCUGUACACACACCACUUACUGAGGAGCCAUGUCUGAAGAGGGCAAGACAGGAGACAGAAGUAGAAAAGGAGUAUGAGCGAUACCUCCAGACAGCAGAAAGUGCCUUGAAAGCCCUGCAGGCAAUCGUGGGGCCAGACCACAACCCGUCCCCGCCACAGUGGAUCAGAACCAGACUUGAAGUCUUACAGACACUGAUAACUCAAAUCAACACCACUGCAAUAGAGCAGCCGUGACUCAGCUACAACACCUCUACCUAUGGCUGCUUUUAACAUAAUGCUGUCUUUGUUCCAUGUCACUACAUUUACUAAAGUCACCCAAGAUAUUUGUAUAAAAGUUGUAUUUUUUUAAGUUUAUAUGGAAAAGAGUCACUCCAAAGAUCAUUACAUUUAUUAAACUUCAUUAAGAUGU